AUGGCAGACACCGAACCCACCGCCGCCGAACAAGCAGCCGCCCGCGCCAAGGAGCAGGCCGAGCAAGAUGCCCUCCCCUACAAGUGGCAGCAGACCAUUGGCGACGUAGAUGUCACCAUCACCGGUAUUCCGGGCAACUUCAAGAGCAGGGACCUGGUCGUCGAGAUCAAGAAGCAGAGCGUAAAAGCCGGCGUCAAGGGUCAAGAGCCCGUUAUAAGUGUAUGCUCCACACUAUUCCCCCGCCCCCGGGACACCAACACGGCAGGAGUACCCAAGCUGCAGGCCAGAAACACUGACGCAAGCUUCACGCGGGCACAGGGCGACCUCCACCAGGCAAUCCACGUCGACGAGAGCACGUGGACGCUCACCUCCGCGCCGGACGGGACCAAGACGGUCGAGAUCCACCUGGACAAGGUCAACAAGAUGGAGUGGUGGCCGCACGUGGUGACGGGGGCGCCCAAGAUCGACGUCACCAAGAUCACGCCCGAGUCGUCCAAGCUGUCGGACCUGGACGGCGAGACGCGGGGCAUGGUCGAGAAGAUGAUGUACGACCAGCGCCAGAAGGAGGCCGGCAAGCCCACGAGCGACGAGCAGAAGAAGGCCGACAUCCUCAAGAAGUUCCAGGCCGAGCACCCGGAGAUGGACUUUAGCAAUGCCAAGAUCAACUAG
This is a messenger RNA of Diaporthe citri, 669 nucleotides long. RefSeq lists its product as uncharacterized. The record is from RefSeq and is a predicted model, not a curated record. Gene Ontology annotation, biological process: protein folding. Bases 1 to 669 code for a protein of 222 amino acids. Gene Ontology annotation, cellular component: cytoplasm. The transcript has 2 exons. Lineage: Eukaryota; Fungi; Ascomycota; Sordariomycetes; Diaporthales; Diaporthaceae.